This is a messenger RNA of Heterobilharzia americana, 563 nucleotides long. The record is from the annotation of a GenBank genome assembly. NCBI's taxonomy places the organism in Eukaryota, Metazoa, Platyhelminthes, Trematoda, Strigeidida, Schistosomatidae.
UAAAAUGGAGAUUUUAAUUGUUCAAACAGGUGGUACAAUUGAUAAAUGUUAUCCCAAAAAUAUUGGAGGUUAUGCAUUUGAAUUUGGAGAUAGUUAUGCCAAGGAAAUAUGUGAAAAAUAUACGAUAGCGAGAUAUUUAAAAUUUCAUUUAGUCAGGCCUUUUUUAAAGGACAGUUUAGAAAUUUCACUUGAAAAUAGAUCUGAACUUGCUAAUUUAUUGAUCAAUUCAAAGUAUGAGAAGAUACUCAUAACUCAUGGAACAGAUACAAUGAUUGAAACCGGUGAAUAUCUAACUACGUUUAAAGAUCAACUUAAGAAUAAAUGCAUUGUGCUAACAGGUGCUUUUCGACCUGGUGUAUUUAAAGAUACAGACGCAGACUUUAAUGUGGCCUUUGCUAUCGGUGGACUGACCAUGUCGAAAGAAUCUGGGAUUUUCCUUGCAAUGCACGGUAAAUUCUACCAACCAAAUGAAGUUGUUCGUGAUAAGGAGUCAGGAUGUUUUAUUCCAAUCACAGUUGAUAACAUACAAAAUUAAAAUAUCCUAAUCAAAUUGAGUUUCCUGG